This is a messenger RNA of Gryllus bimaculatus (two-spotted cricket), 1335 nucleotides long. The record is from the annotation of a GenBank genome assembly. NCBI's taxonomy places the organism in Eukaryota, Metazoa, Arthropoda, Insecta, Orthoptera, Gryllidae.
AUGGUCGUGUUUACGUGUUCCUAUUGCGGAGCAUCUGUGAAGAAAAAUCAAGUUGAGAAACAUUAUUCAUUUUCAUCAUGUCGUUUUUCUACCCCCGCCUUGACUUGUGUGGAUUGUUUGAAAGAUUUCAAUGGCAAUGAACAUGUUGCGCAUACCUCGUGCGUUACUGAAGCAGAAAGAUAUUCUGCCAAAGGAUUCGUGGCGAAGCCACCGGUAGAAAAAGGGAAAAGGAAACAAGAGGAAUGGGUUAGUUUCAUCCAAAAAACCCUGGAAAGUGACGCAUGUUUGAAUGGUGCCGUGAAAAAUAUUUUAAAACGAAUAGCAAAUGAUCCUGGUGUUCCCCAGAAAUAUAAUAAGUUCGUAAAUUUUUGUAAAAGUAAAUUCGGAUCUUGGAUAAACACGAAUGCUGUGAGUGAAACUUGGUCAUUCCUUGAAAAGAAGAAAAGUGAAUUCCAAAAACUGCGAGAAAAUGAAGACAGAAAGCGGAAAAGAACAGAUUCUAGAAAUGAGUCUUGUACCGAAUUUUCAGAAAAUGGUAUUACAGAUGCAAAUAAAACCAAGCCUGAAAAUUCAAGAAAGAAGAAAAAGAAGCACGACAUGCAAGAUAAUUCUGCAGAACUCGGAAAUGAUGUAGAGGUUGGUAUUGCAAAUGUGGAAGCAGAAUCCAAGAAGCAGAAGAAAAAAAACAAAUCAAGUUUCGCAAAUAGUGAUCAUGUAAUAGAACAGGAAAACUGUAAUAAUGUAAUAGAAGGCAGUGUUAAUGAUAUAAUAGAAGAUGAAGACGUUAUUUUAGGGGAUGUCAAAGAAAAUGAGUCUUUGAAUCUUUUGAGUAAAAAGGAUAAGAAGGAAAAGCGCAAGAAAGAAAAGUAUGAGAAGCAACUAUUAGAAAUCCAGAAUGAACCAUUACAUGUUGAUGUUGAAGGACAGGAUAACAAUGAAGAAACCUCUCAAAAGAGUAAAAAGAAGAAGAAAAAGGAGAAACAUCUAGAAAAUGGUGUCACCAAAGACGUAGAAGAUACAACCAUUAAAAUUGCGAGCAAGAAGAAACCUAAAACAGAACAAGAAAUUGAGGUGAUUAAAAAUGAAGAAGCAGAACUGGAAGAAGCUGUGGAUACUAAACCUGGAAAAUUUAAUUGGGAAGACACUGUGGUUAAAUUACUUGAAUCCAAAGGAGAGUUGCCUCUUAAAAGGGUGGAAAAGAAAAUAGUAAAUGAAUAUAUUAAUUCAGGUGUUCAUGUGGAGUCUGUGGAAAAGGUUAUUGCCAAGUUCAAUAAAAAAAUUUUGAAAAUGUCAAAAGUGAAAGUGAAAAAAGAUAUUGUGAAACUUGCAUCAUAA